AUGGAUACCCAGUUUGACCAAAUUGGAAAACAAUUUGCUAAUAUGUACUACACCUUUAUGGAGUCUGAUAGGAAGUCUUUGGCUCAGUUCUAUACAAAUGAUAGUAUGAUGACUUUUGAGCAGAACCAAUUUAAGGGACAGACUCAGAUUUUGGAAAAGAUAAUGUCACUUCCCCCUUCUAAGCAUACAUUAGUAACUUGUGAUUGCCAACCUUCGCCGAAUAACGGAAUUGUUGCUUGUAUUACAGGUGAUGUAUCUCUCGAUAGCAAUCGUCCUAUGAAGUUUUCUCAUGUUUUUCAGCUAUUUCCUAACGGCAAUAGUUACUUUGUGUUGAACGACAUUUUCCGUUUGUGUAUCGGCUAA
This is a messenger RNA of Theileria orientalis strain Shintoku, 363 nucleotides long. RefSeq lists its product as uncharacterized. The record is from RefSeq and is a predicted model, not a curated record. The transcript has 4 exons. Gene Ontology annotation, cellular component: nuclear pore central transport channel. Bases 1 to 363 code for a protein of 120 amino acids. Gene Ontology annotation, biological process: protein import into nucleus. Lineage: Eukaryota; Apicomplexa; Aconoidasida; Piroplasmida; Theileriidae.